AUGCCACCUAGAACUAGAAGAAAUGAACUCAAUUCAAAUUAACUCAAAGUAAGACGAAUAAUAAAUAAAAUAAAUAGGAAGAAGGGAAUAAGGCUUUUCUAAAUAGUGAAUAUGAUAAAGCACUUACUUUAUACACAAAAGCUAUUUGUAAGAGUUUUCUUAAUAGUGUUUAGAGAUUGAAGAAAAUCCAAUCUAUUUUAACAAUCGAUCUUAAGCAUAUUUUUAUUUGGAUGAUUUAGAGUUGGCCCUUUAAGACUGUAAUAAAGCUUUAUUGUUGAAUCCAAAUUAUGUUAAGGCUUUAAUAAAUAAGGCCCAGAUACUAUAUGAAAUGGGUUAUAUUUAAGUAUCUAUAUGAUCAUAGCUAGGAUGCUAUUUAAUGCUUAGAAUAAAUGGAAAAUCAUAGUUUAGAAAUAGAGAAACACUUGAAUUAUUAUAAAUCACUAGUUCUACAAGUAAUAAUAAUAUAUAUCUUAGUCUUUAAUUGAUUAAGAUGAGUUGGUUAGAUAAAAUAGAUUUUUAGAAUGGCUUAAGAAUGGAUAAGCUCAUUUUCCUAAAAUUUAGAUUGAAUGCUAUUCAGAAGAUUAUCGAGGAAUAAAUGCAAAAAAGGCUAUAAGUUCAAAAGAAAUCAUCUUAUUCAUUCCUAGAUCACAUAUGAUAACUUUAGAAAUGACAAAAGAAACAUCAAUAGCUAAAAAAAUAAUUCAAUAUAGACUUGAUUUAUUAUCACCAAAACACUCAUUUCUGUCUACUUUUUUAUUGUAAGAAAAAGCUAAUUAGGAUUCAUUUUGGAAACCUUAUUUAGAUAUUCUUCCAAAAUCAUAUUCCAAUUUUCCAAUCUUUUUCAAUGAAAAUGAUUUUGAAUGGUUGAAAGGAUCAUCUUUUUUAAGUAUUAUAUAUUUUGAAUAUUUUAGAAUAAGUCAAAGAUAAAAUUAUUGAUUUAAAAAAAGAUUAUGAUAAUAUUUGUAAAAUAGCUCCUGAAUUCCUCUAAUAUUCAUUUAAUGAAUUUUGUUGGGCUAGAAUGACUGCAUGCAGCAGAAUUUUUGGUAUAAAUAUUAAAGGAAUUAAAACUGAUGCUUUUGUUCCUCUAGCAGAUAUGCUGAAUCAUAAACGUCCUAAAUUAACUUCUUGGUGUUAUUCUGAUGAAAGGUAAGGAUUUAUAAUUGAAACUGAUGGAAAUAUUGAAAAAGGUUAGAUGAUUUUUGAUAGUUAUGGAAGUAAAUGUAAUUCAAGAUUUUUAUUAAAUUAUGGAUUUGUUGUAGAUGAUAAUAAUGCAAAUGAAGUAAAUGUGAUUGUUGAUCCAGAUAGACCUAUACCACUAAUAUAAUUAAAAGAAGAAUUAAUUAGAGACACUUUAUAAUUUCCAAAAUCUUUUAAAUUAGUUAUUGAUCCAGAAGGUAAUUUAAUAUGUUUAUUUAGAUGUUAACAUAUUAGAUUUAAUGAGUUUUUUAAGGUUUCUUUUAAUAAAUGAUUAAAAUGAUCUUAUCAAUUUACUUGGAAAGAAAUAAUACUUUAAACCCACAAAAAUCUCAUUUGUUAGUAUAUAAAAUGAAUUAAGUAUGUGGGAUUAAAUUGAAAAUAUUUGUACUCAUAGUCUUAAUCAAUAUCCAACAACUUUAGAAGUAAUACUUUUAUUAUAUUAUUAGUAAGACUAAGAAAUACUUAAGAUAUGUGAAUUGACCAUAAAUUAAAGGAAUUGUUUAAUUUUAAGAAUGGGUGAAAAAAAAAUACUAUAAUUUUAUUUAAAAUUUAGUAAUAAAAUGAGUUAGUUGUUCUCAAAUUUUAAUAUUAUUGUAUGUUAUUUAAUAUUAUUUAUUAGGAAUUGACGAAAUUUCAAUUAAAUUAAGAUAACUACAAUUACUUAUAUUAUUUAAAUAGAAUUAUUAAUUAACUAAAAAUGAAAACCUGA
Paramecium pentaurelia is the source of this 1906-nucleotide messenger RNA. Lineage: Eukaryota; Ciliophora; Oligohymenophorea; Peniculida; Parameciidae. The record is from the annotation of a GenBank genome assembly.